This is a messenger RNA of Dama dama (fallow deer), 4685 nucleotides long. RefSeq names its product chromosome 11 C9orf50 homolog (gene C11H9orf50). Bases 1 to 1317 code for a protein of 438 amino acids. NCBI's taxonomy places the organism in Eukaryota, Metazoa, Chordata, Mammalia, Artiodactyla, Cervidae. The record is from RefSeq and is a predicted model, not a curated record. The transcript has 7 exons.
AUGACCCGGCGUCGCCCCAGCUUCUGGGCCCAGCAGGUGGCGCCCGAGGGGCUCCCCGGCGGUGGCGAUCGCCGGCGCAGAGACCCGCGGCUGCCCAGGCUGCUGCCGCCCGAGCUCCGAGCAGCCUCGGGCACGAGGGUCUUCGGGGGCUUGAGGGCCUCGGAGAGCGGCGCCGAGUGGUGGCAGGCCCCCGCGUGUGAGUCCUUGUAUUCCGAUCCCGGGCUGGGCCUCAGGCGCUCCCGGUCCCGCCUGCCGGUCCUGCCCACCGUGGCCCAGCGGCCGGCAAGGAGCCGGACAGGGCUGAGGUCGCUGCUGCUGCCGCCCCUGCUCUUGGCCGGCGAGCCCCCCGAAUCGGCGCCCGCAUGCCCCGAGCUCGGAGAGCGCGAGGACCCUCGCAGGGGCUCGGCCAAGGAGACCUCCGAUUCCUUGGGCUCCCUCCUAGGAGAAGUUCUCCCGGGCCGAUUCCGGCAGUUCCUGCGACAGUUCAGGGCUGAGUCUGCGGAACGGCUCCUCCCACCGACACCCUCAGCAUCUCAACAUCAAAGGCAUCCUACGUCAGAGUUCAACGGAAGUCCUCCUCGGUGUUCCAGCUCCCACUUCCUCCCAGACGUUGGGGGCCGGUCAUCCUACCUCAAGAAUAGCCUUAAGAAGAUUUUACUUCAUCAGACACCUGUCCUGGGGCCCUUGAGUAGAGAUUACCCGCAGUUCACCACGGUCAAGGCCAAUCCGCCCCAGGCUACCCAUGCCCCCAAGCUCAAGGCUGUGCUCACCCACAGCUCCUCGGGGGAAGGCCCAGGGCGCCGCAGGCGAUGCUGCCCUUUCCGAGUGAGAUUCGCUGACGAGACGCUGAGGGACACAGCGCUCCGUUACUGGGAACGGAGCUGUGCUGCCCGGCAGGGCAUCUUCGAGAACAGGACAGCCAAGCCCCGGUCGACAGCAUCAGAUCGGGUGUUCGGGAGUGUCGGGAGAUGGCUGGAGAGCUUGCCCAAAGCCCUGUGCUCAAGGGCCAAGGAGGAGACUGCGGCCAGCCCCUUCAGCUGGGACUUCCCUGGCCUGUCUACCCUGGAGCCGAAAGGCCACCUCUCUGAGGACACUUCCAUGAACAGCAGCCUGCCCUUCAUCCCCAGGGCCACCACCCAGAGGCAGCGGGGGGACCUCAAAACCUUUCUGGAGCAGGUGGGCAAAUCGCCCUGUUCCUGGAGUCAGAAGCUGGAGUCCUUCCUGCCCAGCGUGGUGCUGCACACGGUCCUGAAACGAGGCUGCCCCAAGGGGUACCAGCUCCUCCUGCCGUCAGCAUCACAUCGCAUCCAGAGGUGAAUGGUCACUCUGGGUGUCCAAGCCCAGCCAUGGACAUGGGUGAGGGGUGAGGAGAGGCCUUCCCUGACCCACAAAUAAACGCGCAUCCCAGGUGGCUGGUGUCCGCUGUUGGGUCUCACCCUGCAAACCUUUCCAGGUGCCUGGUUGCUAGUCUUCGGGGGUCCUGGACCAAGGGGUACGGAAGGGGUAGGGUCACAGAAGAUGAGGGAGUGAGGCAUCUUUAGGGGCCAGGCUUCUUCCAAGUGAACCAUUCUGGGAGGUGGGAGACCCUGCCAUACACCUCAAACCGGGAACCAGGCCUCUGUCAACCUAGAUCAGCCCACACCUGAAACAGGCAUCUGCUCUGAACCACCCCACCCCCUCCAUCUUUGACUGGAACCAAAGGCUGCUUGUUGUUGGGAGAGGACCUUCUUCCAACAACACAAGAGAUGACUCUACACAUGAACAUCACCAGGUGGUCAAUGCAGAAAUCAGAUUGAUUAUAUUCUUUGCAGUCGAAGAUAGAGAAGCUUUAUACAGUCAGCAAAAACAAGACUGGAAGCUGACUGUGGCUCAGAUCAUGAACUCCUAUUGCAAAAUUCAGACCUAAAUUGAAGAAAGUAAGGAAACCACUAGACCAUUCAGGUAUGACCUAAAUAAAAUCCCUUACAAUUAUGCAGUGGAAGUGACAAAUAGAUUCAAGGGAUUAGAUCUGAUAGACAGAUGAUCUGAAGAACUGUGGAUGGCGGUUUGUAACACUGUACAGGAGACUGUGAUCAAAACCAUGCCCAAGAAAAAGAAAUGCAAAAAGGCAAAAUGGUUGUCUGAGGAGACUUUACAAAUAGCUGAGAAAAGAAGAGAAGCGAAAGACAAAGGAGAAAUGGAAAGAUAUGCCCGUCUGAAUGCAGAGUUCCAAAGAAUAGCAAGGAGAGAUAAGAAAGCCUUCCUAAGUGAUCAAUGCAAAGAAAUAAAGGAAAACAAUAGAAUGGGGAAGACUAGAGAUCUCUUUAAGAAAAUGAGAGAUACCAAGGGAAUAUUUCAUGCAAAAUGGGCACAAUAAAGGACAGAAAUGGUAUGGACCUAACAGAAGCAGAAGAUAUUAAGAAGAGGUAGCAAGAAUACACAGAAGAACUAUACAAGAAAGAUCUUAAUGACCCAGAUGACCAUGAUGGUGUGACUACUCACCUAGAGCCAGACAUCCUGGAAUGUGAAGUCAAGUGGGCCUUAGGAAGCAUCACCAUAAACAAGGCUAGUGGAGGCAAUGGAAUUCCAGCUGAGCUAUUUCAAAUCCUGAAAGAUGAUGCUGUGAAAGUGCUGCACUCAAUAUGCCAGCAAAUUUGGAAAACUCAGCAGUGGCCACAGGACUGGAAAAGGUCAGUUUUCAUUCCAAUGCCAAAGAACGGCAAAGCCAAAGAAUGCUCAACUACUGCACAAUUGCAUUCAAUCCCACAUGCUAGCAAAGUAAUGCUCAAAAUUCUCCAAGAUAGACUUCUAAAGUACAUUAACCAAGAACUUUUAGAUGUUCAAGUUGGAUUUAGAAAAGGCAGAGGAACCAGUGAUCAAAUUGCCAACAUCCAUUAGAUCAUAGAAAAAGCAAGAGAAUUCCAGAAAAACAUCUGCUUCAUUGACUACACUAAAGUCUUUGACUGUGUGAAUCACAAGAAACUGUGGAAAAUUCUUCAAGAGAUGGAAAUGUCAGACCUCCUUACCCGCCACCUGGGAAAUCUGUAUGCAGGUCAAGAAGCAACAGUUAAAACUGUUCAAAACUGGGAAGGGAGUACGUGAAGGCUGUAUGUUGUCACCCUGCUUAUUUAACUUCUAUGCAGAGUACAUCAUGAGAAACACUAGGCUGGAUGAAGCACAAGCUGGAAUCAAAGAUUGCCAGGAGAAAUAUCAAUAACCUCCGAUAUGCAGAUGACACCACCCUUAUGGCAGAAAGUGAAGUGAAGUCGCUCAGUCAUGUCUGACUCUUUGCAACCCCAUGGACUGUAGCCCACCAGACUCCUCAGUCCAUGGAAUUUUCCAGGCAAGGAUACUGGAGUGGGUUGCCAUUUCCUUCUCCAGCUUCAGGAUAAGGGACUUGCUAAGCGUUGCUGGCAGAAAGUGAAGAGGAACUAAAGAGCCUCUUGAUGAAAGUGAAGGAGGAGAGUAAAAAAAACUGGCUUAAAACUCAACAUUCAAAAAAACUAAGAUCAUGGCAUCCAGUCCCAUCAUUUCAUGACAAAUAGGUUGAAAACAAUGGAAACAGUGAGAGAUUUUAUUUUCUUGGGCUUCAAAAUCACUGCAGAUGGUGACUGCAGCCAUGAAGUUAAAAGACGCUUGCUCCUUGGAAGAAAAGCUAUGACAAACCUAGACACAUAUUAAAAAGCAGAGACAUUGCUUUACUGACAAAGAUUUGUAUAGUCAAAGCUGUGGUUUUUCCAGUUGGAUCAUAAAGAAGGCUGAGCGCCAAAGAAUUGAUACUUUUAAACUGUGGUGUUGAAGAAGAUUCUUGAGCAUCCCUUGAACGGCAAGGAGGUCCAACCAGUCCACCCUAAAAGAAAUCAGUCCUGAAUAUUCAUUGGAUGGACUGAUGCUGAAGCUCCAAUACUUUGGCCACCUGAUGCAAAGAACUGACUCGUCGGAAAAGACCCUGAUGCUGGGAAAGAUUGAAGGCAGGAGGAGAAGGGGACGACAGAGGAUGAGAUGGUUGGAUGAAAUGGCCCAUCAACGACUUGAUGGACAUGAGUUUGAGCAAGCUCAGAGAGUUGGUGAUGGACAGGGAAGCCUGGUGUUCUGCAGUCCGUGGGGUCGCAGAGUUGGAGAUGACUGAGCGACUGAACGGAAAGGCUGCUUGUGGAACUCCCUGAUAGGGUAAGGGCAUCCAGACUGUGGCAGAAGGGAGAAGCAUUCGUCUUCUGCGUUCCCCAGGCCAGGUUUUCACCAUCUGGUCACUGGAGGGCAAGCAUCUGGGUGGGCAGGGGCCAGAUGUUUCUGUCCUAGUUGGGGCGGGGAUUGGUACCGGGAGUGGGGGAGUGUUUGGAGUCAUUUCAGGAGGUGGUGAAAGACAAGGUGGCAGGAACCGCCUGGAGUCCUCCUGACGCUGCACUGACCCAGCAGCGCCACCUGCUUCUGCCUGUGUGCCCGCCUUGGCCCUGCCACACACCUGCGUGCCCGCCGCUGGGCAGAGUUCAGCCCCCUCCCUUCUUGAAGCCGCGCUGCGGCGCCGACCCCUCACCAAGGCCAGCGUCGAGGUCUCUUUCGCCACCUCCUGGCCACCGAGGGAACAGCCACGGAACCCACACCCAGUGGGUGCACUGCUGAAGACGAAGGGAUGGGAUUUGGGCUGGACGGGCCGCAGGGAAUCUUGGGACCAGGACGUGUUGUGGAUGGAGGAGGGCGCUGUUUCC